AUGUUGUCCCUUGUCCUUACGGUCUUCUUCGUACACGUCGCAAUUUACCUGAUCAACACGAUCGGUGCGAGUACCGUCGACGGUCUUCUAUGGCUCCUUUACCUAAAACUGCCCACACCGACCUCGCGGACUGCCCGCAAGCAGCAGCAGUUGAAGCGUCAAGUCCUCGAGCAAAAGCACGAAAUGAACAGCACAAGCUCCCAGGAUGAGUUUGCGAAGUGGGCGAAAGCCAGGAGACGACACGACAAGACCAUGGAGGAAUAUGAGGCGCUGAACAAGACGCUGACCUCGCAGAAAUCCUCCUUCGACUGGACCGUGAAGAUCGCCCGCUGGGUCUGCACAAACGGUUUGAAGAUGUUCUUGCAAUUCUGGUACUCGAAGACACCUGUCUUCCCGCUCCCCGAGGCCUGGUUCCCUUAUUACGUUGAAUGGAUUGUGUCCUUCCCACGCGCCCCGCUGGGAUCUGUUAGCAUCCAGGUUUGGAGCAAAGUCUGUGCGACCACCAUUGCGGUCGCCGCCGAAGUUGUGGGAGCAUUACUGGUGCAGGUGGUUGGCCAGGAGGAACAGAAGAAACAGAAGGAGGCUGCGCCUGUCGGUGCUGAGGGUAAGGCCCAGUGA
Messenger RNA from Penicillium vulpinum, 618 nucleotides. RefSeq names its product guided entry of tail-anchored proteins factor 1. The transcript has 3 exons. The record is from RefSeq and is a predicted model, not a curated record. The coding region runs from base 1 to 618 and encodes 205 amino acids. Gene Ontology annotation, biological process: tail-anchored membrane protein insertion into ER membrane. Gene Ontology annotation, cellular component: GET complex. NCBI's taxonomy places the organism in Eukaryota, Fungi, Ascomycota, Eurotiomycetes, Eurotiales, Aspergillaceae.